This is a messenger RNA of Ciona intestinalis (vase tunicate), 3748 nucleotides long. The record is from RefSeq and is a predicted model, not a curated record. Lineage: Eukaryota; Metazoa; Chordata; Ascidiacea; Phlebobranchia; Cionidae.
CUUCCCAUCAUGCAUUGCGACUCGUUAACCUCACGGUGGCAAAUGAGAAAAAAAGUUUCUCAAAAACCUUUUGCAAACAUUUGUGUCUGAUUAAAGACUAUUAUUCAAGAUUAUUUGUCUCUAUAUCCAUGGACGUAGUUGAAGCCGCUACAUUUCCAUCGCAAACAGAUCACAUUCAACAUGAAGUUAAAGAUUAUUUAUCAACUUCUACCAACGAGACUUUGUUAAAAGAAUCCGAUGAUAAAGUUAUGGAUUCAAAACCCCAAGACAGCUCGUUCGAAAUUAGCAACGACAGUUUUUCGAGCGAUGACUCGUCAGUUUAUGCCUCUCCUGUUGGAGACUUGAAUGAAGCAGAAACUAAAAUAAAUGAGAAACAUAAAAAACAGGAUGAAAAUGAAAAUAAUAAAAUUGCGCAAAUGGACAUUGAAGAACAAACUAGAAACCAGACAGAAAUGGAUAAGCAACAUGAAAAACUUGAUGAAAACAUAGAUAUUACGGAAAUGGAGAUUGGUAAACAGACAGAAACGGGGAAUAAAACGGAUAAACUGAAUGAAAAAACAGGAGAAAACAUGGAGGUUUUGCAGAUGGAAAUUGAUAAACAAAAUACAAACGAGACAGUUAUGAAGACUAAAAUUAAUGAGGUGAAAAAAAAACUAGAACAAAACGCUGGUAAUAAACAGAUAGACAUUGAUAAAGAAAAUACCACUGGGGUAGUUACUACACCAAAGGGUAAUGAAGAAAAUAUUGCCGAGGAAAAUACUGCAGUAAAAACGACUGAAAAAGUUCUUGGCGAAAUUUUAGAUGAAAAAAAUGAAACAACUUUGCAAGGGUGCCAACCAAGUUCAACAGAUGGAAAGGGUGAAGGUAAAAAUAAUGGCAAUGAUGCAAUAAUCAAGCAAGAAGCUGAUGAUAUGAAUGAAUCUUUAUCAAGCAUUGAAGAACUUCAAAUUGAUGAAGAUUUGAAACCUGAAACUUCAGUUGAAAAUAUGAAAAUAAAGCAGGAAAUACCGGAUGUUACUGCUAGUAGCGAACCAUUGGUGUCCAACACUGCUACUUCGAGUGUGACUACUAUGAGUUCUUUAAUGGAAAACGAACUGUUCAAAAUUCUGUCCCAAGAUCAAACACCUAUUUCAUCACCAAUAUUAAGCCUACCAUGCAGUAGCAUAACAACUGACACAGGGACGAGCUCUAAAACAGGGGUUGCAGUCAAAACAACUGUCAUACCAACUUCCCAUCCAAGUGGACCACAGAAUAGGAAGCGACGACGUUAAUCCAAAAAAUAAAUCAAAUGCCUUUCCCAUCAUUUAUAUUGGUGCACCUAACAUACUAGAUAUGCAGGCUUAUAGAAAGCAAGUGAAAGCAGAAGAAGAAGCUUCCGCGAAAAAGUUACCAGAAGUCCCAACGAGUUAUUUGGAUGAGGAGACUGGCCAGAUGGUUGUUACCAAAGCAGAGAACAAGCCCACCCCCACAGUAUCCAAUGCAUUAAAGACAAUACCCCUGGACACCAAUACAUCAAGUAUCACUAAGAAUGUCACCAGCACUACAAGCACAGGGAAACCAUUCAAAUUCAUUGUGGCUUCAAAACAAGACCAGUUCAGCGUCAGAAAAACAAUGAAGGCUUUUCUACCUGAUGGUGAAAUGAAGGAAAUACGAACAAAGUCAACUUUCUCGGUCCCGCUUUCUAAAUCAUUAGUGACAUCAGUUGAGGAUGAUUCAAGCCCAAGCAUGGUGUAUACAAGCCCCCUUGACAACAAGAAACCUGCUCAUAAACCUUUAGUUUACCCUAAGCCUAUAAGAAUAGACAAACCUGGCAACAAAGUUAUUCCAGCUUCAACUAAGAUAUCAACAGUUAGCGUUAAGUGUACGCCAGUCACGCCAACGGUGCUGAAACCGACUACACCCGUGGUUCUACCAAUUCCAACGUCAUCAGAAUCGGGUCGACCGUUUAAACUAAUCGUUCGCAAGCGAUCACCUAUGAACCAAGAUGGUAAAACAGUUCUACCCAAAGUCACAAUAUCCACAGCUACCCUUAGCACCACAAGCUCCACCAUCAAAGUUGUGAAACCAGAUGCAAACCAAGUCUAUAAAUGGAAGCUGCAGAAACCAAUGAACAAAUCCGAGAUUGUUCAAGUUUUAAAACCAAACUUAGCGAAAACAAGCUCCCCUUCGAGUUUCAAACCAACAGUAACAACCAUUCCAACAACUGCAGUUAAUAAACAAGAAAUACCAACCACCAAAGUUGUGACAGUAAGCAAACCCCUCAUCAAAACCGGUGGUGCCAUUCUUCCUAAGAAGGUUGAUCAACUCGUUAAGUCAAAAGAAAGAAGAUUCACAAGGAAAGGUAUGCUGGUAAUGUUUGAAGAUGGAGUGAAACAGUGGGUCGACAGCAUGCGUAACGUAACUUACGCUGAUGAUGAACCAAUCAAGUCAUGGAGGGUCAAACCUGGUACUAAGGUUGCUGUUAAAUAUUCCGAUGGUUUAUUCUACGAUGCUGAAGUCAUUUCAUCGUACGAUGGAUCUUCUACGACUGAAGCAGAUACUGCAGAAAAGAAACCUGUUGAAAUACCGCAGCCCAAAACCCCUGUGCCACCCAUAAAGAAAGUUAACAAUAUCCUGAACCGACCUGUUAGGAAAACACAAACUAUAGAAGUAAAAAACAAAGUCAUAAAGCUUCCGAAUCAACCUGAAGACCCGAAACCACUUUCUGCUAAAGAUGAAGAAAUUGCUACAGAAACGAACUUAGCAAAGAAAAGAACUCCAGUCGUAAAAUACCAGAAAAGGAAUUUGAAGCGGAAACUCUCACCACCUCCUAUUGAGACUGCUGCCAGUGAAUCCGACGAACAACCGGUUCUUAAAGUACCUCGUGUUCACAUCAAGAAAAUGGCAGAGAAAUACACAGUGUCUUGUGAAUCGGAUGUUUCAGAUGAGACGGAUAAACAGCAAAGUGUGGCCCACCCACCUUCCACUGCAAGCAAAGCUGACAAUUCAGAAGGUGAAGUUAUAAAGACAAAAUGUCCGACCUGUUUUCUCGUAUUUACCGACGAAAGCGAUUUCAAUCGACAUCAUAAGAGUGUUUGUCACGCACAGGGAGUCUCACUUACUGUACGACCAGGAGGUGUGUUGUCCAUAACCACCCCUGUUGAGGUGGACGAGAAUGCUGGCCCUCCCCCUAUUUUCGCCACUGAGCUGAAGAAACGCGAAGAUGCCGAAAGCAAAGAAGAGGAAUACGUUCCACGAUCCCCGGGAGGAAAAAGAUUAUUUCGCCGUGGUACACGCAUUCUACACCGAUGGCAAACUCCCAAAGGUAGCAGUCGUUGGUACAACGGUAAGAUCUUACGCCUUCUACCAAACAAAGUUGGCAAGUCGGAAUUCGAAGUAGAAUAUACGGACGAUGACCAUGACGUUGGGCCGUAUGCUGUCACACUGUGCGAUGAUUAUCCCCAUGAUAUUCGUGUUAUUAUUAGAUGAGAUCCAUUUGGUUCAAGUUUUCUCAUGUUUCCAAUCAUAGACGCCAAACUUUAUAAACACAGGGAAGGCAGGGAUAGUUAGAAACACAAUCUUGUGAAACAAAAUUGACUUAAUAAUUGUAACGUUUACUGAUUAAUGCAAAACACUUUAGGGUUGGCCUGCCUACCCUGCCACCCCAGGUUUGGCGCCUUUGUUUCAACCACUGCGUUUCCUGCCAUUUGUUUCACCGACGUGUUCGGUUUGUCGUCAAAAUAUAAAAUUCCAGCGUUCCUGUUAAGCA